Molecule: messenger RNA, 2061 nt
Organism: Python bivittatus (Burmese python)
Lineage: Eukaryota; Metazoa; Chordata; Lepidosauria; Squamata; Pythonidae
Source: RefSeq, a predicted model, not a curated record
AUGGUCCCAAAUGAGGACCAUCAGUACAUUGGAGUAAUACAACUUCUUCUCUGUUUUGGAUGGACAUGGAUUGGAGUCUUUGCUUCUGAUAAUAAUAAGGGAGAACAUUUCUUGCAUAAAAUGCAGCCAUUGCUUUCCCAGAAGGGCAUCUGUUUGGCUUUCACACAAAAUAUUCCACAACUAGCCCACUUGGAAGACUUGUCAGAAUUCUUUGAUGUAAUCUCAAUUAUUUCUGAAAACUUGAUAGAUCCUAAAGCAAAUGCUUUUCUUGUCUAUGGAGAAUCACUCACAAUUAUGUGGCUCAGAAUGGUUGUAUUUCUACGUGAUCAUGAAAAUAAAGAGAGUGCAUCAUUCAGAAAGGUUUGGAUCCUGAUGAACCCGAUUGAUUUCAUACUGACAGGUCUUCAAAGGGGUUGGGAUCUCCAGAUGUUCCAUGGGGCUCUUUCCUUUACCAUUCAUUCAAGAGAAGUUCAAGGGUUCAAAGAAUUUCUUCAAGUCAUCAAACCUUCAAUGCACAAAGAUGGAUUUCUUCAAGAUGUUUGGGAACAACUGUUUGACUGUUCAUUUUCAAACACAGAAUCAGCCUCAAUGAUCAGUGAAACCUGCAAUGGAGAAGAGAAUUUGGAGAAUCUGCCUGGGCCUCUCUUUGAGUUGCAGAUGACUGGCCACAGCUACAGUAUUUACAAUGCUGUUUAUGCAGUGGUACAUUCUUUGCAGGAGAUAGUGAGAUCAAGAUCCAAACAGAGAAAAAUUCCAGUAUUUGAAUUUCCAGAUCUGGAGCCUUGGCAGCUCCAUAAGUUUCUUCAAGGGGUUUCUUUUAACAACUCAGCAGGAGAAGGAGUCUUCUUUAAAGACAACAGAGAAGGUCCAGGUGGCUUUGACAUCCUCAAUAUGAUCACUUUUCCAAACAGAUCCUUUCAGAGAGUAAAAGUUGGAAAAUCCUUUCAGAGAGUAAAAGUUGGAAAGUUAGACCCCAAUGCUCCAAAAGGAAAAGAACUCAUCAUUGAGGAGAAAGGAAUCCUUUGGCACCCAGGUUUUAACCAGGUUCUUCCACUUUCUCUUUGUAAUGAGCACUGUUUCCCUGGAUAUUGGAAGAGAAGGUUCGAAGGGAGACCGUUCUGCUGCUAUGACUGUGUUCCCUGCCCAGAACGGAAGAUUUCAAAUCAAAAUGAUAUGGAUGACUGUUUUGAAUGUUCAGAAGCUUAUUAUCCAAAUGAAGAAAAGAAAGGAUGUACCUUGAAACCGGUGGUUUUUCUAACUUUGGAAGAAACAUUAGGAAUUGGUUUAGCCUCCACUGCUCUUUCUUUCUUCUUCGUGACAUCUUGGGUUCUUGGAACAUUUAUUAAGCACAGGGAUACUCCCAUUGUUAAAGCCAACAACCGGGCCCUCUCCUACACCCUCCUUGUCUCUCUUCUUCUCUGUUUCCUCUCCUCAUUUUUCUUCCUCUGCCAACCUGGCCAGGUCACCUGCCUUCUCCGACAAUCCACUUUUGGCAUCACCUUCUCAGUGGCCAUUUCUAGCAUCCUGGCCAAAACCAUCACUGUGGUGGUCGCUUUCAUGGCCAUGAAACCAGGAUCUCGGAUGAGGAAAUGGGUGGGGAAAAGAUUGGCCUUUUCUACUGUCCUUUCCUGCUCUCUCUUCCAAGUCUGGAUUUGUACUCUUUGGUUGUCAACAUCUCCCCCAUUCCCCGAGUUAGACAUGCACUCAGAAGCCAAAGAAAUUAUUUUCCAGUGCAAUGAGGGGUCAGCCUCCUUCUUCUACUGCAUCUUGGGCUACAUGGGGAUCUUGGCGUUUGCCAGCUUUCUUGUGGCCUUUCUUGCCCGUAAAUUGCCUGACAGUUUUAAUGAAGCCAAGUUCAUCACCUUCAGCAUGUUGGCCUUCUGCAGUGUGUGGGUCUCCUUUGUUCCAGCCUAUCUGAGCACGAAAGGAAAGGCCAUGGUAGCCGUGGAGGUCUUCUCCAUCGUGUCCUCCAGUGCUGCAUUAGUGGGAUGCAUCUUUUUGCCAAAAUGCUUCAUCAUUGUUUUCAGGCCUGAGCUCAACCACAGGGAGCAACUAACAAAG